This is a messenger RNA of Aedes albopictus (Asian tiger mosquito), 3128 nucleotides long. Its product is annotated as zinc finger protein 540. Gene Ontology annotation, biological process: regulation of transcription by RNA polymerase II. Gene Ontology annotation, molecular function: zinc ion binding; DNA-binding transcription factor activity, RNA polymerase II-specific; RNA polymerase II transcription regulatory region sequence-specific DNA binding. The transcript is spliced from 7 exons. Bases 249 to 3053 code for a protein of 934 amino acids. Gene Ontology annotation, cellular component: nucleus. The record is from RefSeq and is a predicted model, not a curated record. NCBI's taxonomy places the organism in Eukaryota, Metazoa, Arthropoda, Insecta, Diptera, Culicidae.
UUUGUCAGUCGCCCUUUUCGCGAAUCACUCCGAAAUCUGCCUGGAUUCAGCUUCAUUUACACUUUCUCACUUGCUUCUCACUAUCUCACUCUUGAUCUCACUCGAUUUUUUGUUUUCAUAUUUAUGACACACAAAAGUUUUGUCUCAUAACAUGUCUACUAUCGUAAUCGUGGAAUAUUAAAUUACGAUAUUUUUUGUAAUUCCAAAGAAUUUCAAGUGAUUGUUUCGAACCAUCUCGCCUGCACGCAAUGGCCAACGAGGGAACUCCCACGGCGCGUGAGUGUAACGCGGCGGAACUUUGCCGGACGUGUAUGAACGCAGUCGAUGACAACAAGAGCCGCCGGAAGUUGGUUCCGAUCUUCAGCAUGGUGGGCGAUGUAUUUAUUGCGAAUAUCAUCACCCAGUGCACUGCCGUUGAGAUUUAUGAAAACGAUGGUCUACCGGCGGCAAUAUGUUCCGAUUGUUUCGAUACGGUUAAGUUGGUGGAUGCUUUUGCGAAAGCCACUCGCAAUAGCGAUGCUGAGCUGCGCCAGCUUUUCAAACCGGAUUCGACCCUCAAGGAGCCGGACCCAAGCGACAAUGCGGGAUUCGUGGAAGUUGUGGAGGAGGAGGUGCUGGAGGAAGAGGUUUUGGAGGAGAUCCCUAUCGAGGCGGGGACAGCGGUAACUCAUUUCCUGGAAAUUAAGUUCGAAAAUUCGGAACAAAUGUUCGACGAGACCGGUGAAGAACCUAUUGAGCUGAGUGACGAUUCCGACAGCGAUUGCAUAGAAAUUGACGAGGAAGAGGAAGAACCGCCAGAGGAGCUGGACCGGUUGGAACCGGGUCCUCCUCGAAAGAGAAGCAGAAAUCCCCAGCCCAGAAGAAGGAAGAGACCGAUCCAAACAGAGGAAGAUCUUCAGCUCAGCGAAAAAGAACAGGAGCUGUUCACGGUCAUUGAAAUCCCUUCAGAGAGCCACCUCUGCUGCGGCUGCCUGUUGUAUUUUGAAUCAGCCGAGGAAUUGGAAGCUCAUCGCCUGGUGAAACAUAUCUGGAAAUGCGAAUACCUAAGGAAGCCAAACUCAAAACCAUCCUGUGAGAAUUGUUUACGCCAGUUCGGGACGGACAGCGGCAAGGAACGCCACAAGGAGCGAAUCCGGUUGUUGAGAGUCAUUUGGGAAUGUAAGAAGUGUCACGUGCGGUUCAAACUACCUGGUAAACGGCGGGAACAUUUGAAGCUUCAUCCGAACGACGAACCGAAGGCCCGGGUGGCCCGAGUGAAGGAAACGACCACAGAGAAAUUCGGCUGGGUCUGCUGUGGUAUCUUGUGUAAAGCAACCUUCGAGACCGAGGCGGAGCUGAUUGCCCAUGGUAUGUCCGAACACUGGGCCGACAAGCAGGCAGCGGACUUGCAGAGCGCGGACAAACCGUUGCAGUGCCAGGUAUGCUACCAGCGGUUUGUCGACCGGGUGACGAUCGCCCGGCAUCAGCGGCGAAAGUACAGAGACAAAAACCAGCAGUGCAGCCGUUGCGGACUGAAGUUCAUCUCGACGAUAGAUCUGAAAGCGCACGAAGUGAAAGCGCACGGAAGCGACUAUUUCAAGUGUAAAAUUUGCGACAGAAACUUCAGCCUGAAAAGGACCCUUGAGUUGCACAUACGAACGAUACACAUGCUGGGGAAGAAACCCAGGCGUCCACAAAAAGUUCCGAUCCAGACCGAGAACGACCUACACCUCAGCGCAAAAGAGCAAGAAUUAUUCACGGUCAUAGAGAUUCCUCCAAACAGCCACAUUUGCUGCGGUUGCCUGUUGCAUUUUGAAUCAUCCGAGGAACUGGAGACCCAUCGGCAGAUGAAACAUGUCCGGAAAAACGUAACCACAAUGAGGCCAACAUCUAAACACACCUGUGAGGGUUGUUUACGCCUGUUCGGGACAACCAGAGGCAUGCAGUACCACAAAACGAGAAUCAGCAUGUUGAAAGUUGUUUGGGAGUGUAAGAAAUGCAAAAUAAUGUUCAAACUACCUGGCAAACGGCGCGAACAUGCGAAACUCCAUACGGACGGUGAUCCGGUGGCCCUGGUAGUUCGAGUCAAGGCAACCACUAAACAGGCAUUAGGGUGGGUCUGCUGUGGCCCUAUAUGCUCACAGUCCUUCAGCACCGAGGAGGAGCUGAUUGCCCACGGUCGGACUUCCCACUGGAUCGACCGGAAGGCAGCCGAUCUGGAGCACGCUGACAGACCGGAACAGUGCCAGGUGUGCUUCCAGCGUUUCUUAGAUCGAAAACAGAUCUUCGCCCAUCAACGACGGAAAUACAAGAUAAAGAAAAUCAAGUGCACCCUAUGCGGGCAGGCUGUUUCCUCGAAAACUGAGCUGAAGAGACACGAAGUGAAGGUGCACAACGUCGAUGGUUUCAAAUGUGAAAUUUGCGGCAAAUCGUAUCCCAGUGCCAGCAGUCUGACUUCCCACAUCAAGUUGAUGCACGUGAAAGGUGCACAGCAUAUGUGUACCAUUUGCGGAAAGACGUUCCGGCAGUCGGGUGGAUUGAGUAUCCACAUGUCAUGUCAUGUGGAGGUCCCACAGUUCAAAUGUGAGAUCUGUUUAAAAAUGUUCAAACACAAGCUGCACCUGCGGUAUCACAUGCGGACGCACACCGGCGAGAAACCGUACAAGUGCCGGUACUGCGACAGUGCUUUCGCCAACCAUACCAACUGGAGGAGACACGAAAUGACCCAUACCGGCGAUAAACCACACAAUUGUUCCUACUGUGAGAAGUCUUUCAUUUUGAGGCGAAGCCUUUUGGAACAUGAAGCCAGCCAUACGGGUGGACCGAAACCGAUUCGCAAGGCCCGCAGUCGGCAACCGAAGGGUGGGCAAGUCGAUGAGAACAGGCGAGUCGUCGAAGUUGACGACGAAUAUUUUUCCAGCAGCAGCAGUGACUCAACGGCAGACAACUUGCAGCAGCAGCAGCAGCAGAAUGCGGCCGUUGCUAGCAUAGCGGAUCAGCCGCAAACCGUGCAGUCGGCGGUAUACGCAAUGUACAACGUUGUUCCAACAGCGUCAGGUUACGUGGUAAAGUAAUAAUAUUAAGAUGUUGAGUUCGGGCAACGUUUAGAAGACAGGCUAUAAUCGAAAGCAUUAUUUUUACAACGGUAA